Anopheles maculipalpis is the source of this 239-nucleotide messenger RNA. It is a transcript of the gene sloth2, whose product is annotated as protein brawnin. The record is from RefSeq and is a predicted model, not a curated record. Gene Ontology annotation, cellular component: mitochondrion. The transcript is spliced from 2 exons. Lineage: Eukaryota; Metazoa; Arthropoda; Insecta; Diptera; Culicidae. Gene Ontology annotation, biological process: mitochondrial respiratory chain complex III assembly. Bases 13 to 216 code for a protein of 67 amino acids.
UGCGCCCAAAGCAUGCCGGCUGGUGUACCUCUACGCCAGUAUCUGACCUUCAUGGCGGCCUCACUGCUGUCCAUGUUUGUCGGAUCACAAGUAGUACACAAUUACUAUCAUCCGCUCCGAGACCUGAACUAUUACGUGGAGCGAGAGAUGAAGAUGCAAAGACUACGGGAAGUGCCACAACCACCGGAUGGUGGAAACUCUUCCAAUGCAGGUUAAAUAAAAGGACAACUAGUCGAUAA